Molecule: messenger RNA, 1870 nt
Organism: Cylicocyclus nassatus
Lineage: Eukaryota; Metazoa; Nematoda; Chromadorea; Rhabditida; Strongylidae
Source: the annotation of a GenBank genome assembly
CACAGUCCAAGAAGUUCUUGGAACCAAAAUUCCUCUCAUGUCUGGACCUCCUAGAAAGUCAGAAAGCUGGAGAGGCGUGGGUAACCCUCUUCUAAAGACAGCGUUCGGAUAGGCAUCCUCGAGAUUCCAAAGCAACACGAAAAUGAGUGAUGAGAUUCCAGUUCGGAUUAAGUUACGGAGGCUACGGAGGAGGUGGAGGUGGUUCAUACGCUGCAGCCCCUUCAUAUGGUGCAGCUCCGUCAUACAGUGCGCCAGCACCGUCUUAUGCUGCACCACCCCCACCACCGCCUCCACCGCCACCACCACCACCGCCACCGCCACCACCGCCGGCACCAGCACCUGCCCCAGCACCAGGACCGUCUUAUGGUGGUCCAGCACCAGGACCGUCUUAUGGUGGUCCAGCACCAGCUCCGGCACCAUCAUACGGAGGAGCUGAUCAGGGUGCCGGUGCAGGAGGUCCGUAUGCUUCUCCUGCCAUUGUUGUUCCAGCAGUAGUGGUUCAGCCAGGAGGUGGUGGCGGAUAUGGUGGCGGCAGCGAAGCUGGCGUUUCCGGAGGUGCGGGAGGUUAUCAGGCAGGCGGAAUGGGAGGAGGAGGUGGUGGCUACGGAGGAGCCGUAGGUGGAGGAGAGUAUCAAGGUGGAGGUGCUGCCGUAGGAGGAGGCUCCUACGGACAAGGUGGCGGUGGAGGAGGCGGUGGCGCCUACAGCCAAGGUCCAGCAGUUGGAGUCAGCGGUGGAGGAAGUUACAUGGGUGGCGGAGGAGGAGCUCCCACUUAUCAGCAGGGACCAGUCGAAGCUGAUCAAGUUGAUGUGAAGCCACAACAAGAAUUAAGUAUUGUUACCGAGCAACAGCCACAACAAACUGAAACGCAACCUGAACCUGCGCCUGCAUCGGUUGAUUCUUCAAUUUCUGAUCAUCAAGAAGUAGAUCAACAGCCAGCUCCUGCCCCAGCCCCAGCUCCCGCAAUGACCUCCGUUCCAGCCCCAGCUCCAGCAGUUACUGUUGUAGAAACCGCUCACAUUGUUACUGAGACACCUAAAGAGGAAUCCAGCUAUGAUGAUAUUGUAGAAGAGCAGCAAACUGUAGAUAACAAUCAAGCAACAUCUGGAGCUGCUCCAGCAACGAAUGAAGUCGACUACUCAAAUGAUGCAGCCGACGAAGGAAACUGCGAUGAUCCUGAGCUAAAAGCUAUUGUGGAAGGAGCACUUGCAUCAGAAAGGGACAACCUUGAAGCAGCACGAAAGAUUGAAAGCGACGCCGCCGCUAAGUUUGGCGGACGGUUCAACGCCAUCGUCUCAGACGCUGAGUUCGCUUACGUGAAUUGGUAUGGUAAGCGGAACUGCCAACUGCGCGUCGGAAAUCGUCACUCGCUCACCUGGGAGGACUAAGCAGACUAUACUUGAAUUGCAGUCUGAACAUACACUACACAAAGUCCGCACAAGUGCCUAAAUAAUGCUGCGUUGUGACGCCAGCUGCAUUUCGCAGCAUUCACAACGAUUUUGUGAGCUCACCUCAGAUCUUUACGUCGCUUGUUAUUCUUUCGUUUUGUUUCUAAUCAGUAUUUUUUAAUGUAUGUAGUUGAGUAGUGUGCAUAGUUUAUUUAUGACUGUUUAUGUCAAUGACAUGACUUUAUCUCACUUAUUUCGUUCAAAUCAGCUCUUUUUACUUCUUUCUAAAUCUCAACUUCAUCGUUGUUUCCUUCAGUCGUUAUAAUAUCCAUACAUCAUCAUCAUCGCGCCGUUCAUUCAUAUGUCUCCGUGCCGGCAUCAGAGACUACAUAUAUUUUAUAUCGCCAGAAAUACCGGUGUCUUUCAUCAGAUGCUAUAUGCCUGUACAUUUUGUCGAGAGAAGAUAAAGAUAUUUAAUUUCC